This is a messenger RNA of Mesorhabditis spiculigera, 1164 nucleotides long. The record is from the annotation of a GenBank genome assembly. NCBI's taxonomy places the organism in Eukaryota, Metazoa, Nematoda, Chromadorea, Rhabditida, Rhabditidae.
AUGGGCGACUUUUGGCGUAUGUGCUGGGAGCACGAGGUCGUCAACAUUGUGCAGAUUUGCAAGCCCGGUGAGGGGCAACCAACCAAGUGCGCCCCCUACUGGCCGGAGAACCCGGAUCAACACCUCAAAAUCGGCCGCUGGCGGGUCGAGAACAAAAAGAUGGAGAUGAACUGCGGCUUCAACACGCUGACGAUCGAACUGCGACCAGAGGCGGCGAAGAAGAGUCGAACUGUUCGGAUUGUCCAGUAUCCGGAUUGGCCGGAAAAAGCUGUGCCCAGCAGCUAUAGAGAGAUCCUUCGGUUGCUGCGCGUCAUCGGCGACCCGGACGUGCUGAACCCGGGGCUGACUGUGAUGCAUUGCCUGGCUGGCAUCGGCCGCACCGGUACCAUGAUUCUCACCCUAUGGACCCUCAACCGGCUGUACGCCGGCGAGAACGUGCAGAUGUUCGAUCUACUGCGCCAACUGCGUGAUCAGCGGGCCAUGGCCGUGCAAAACGAGCGCCAGCUCAUGCUCGUCUACCUGUGCUGCCUGGAGUAUAUCACGUCGAUCCUCAUGUUGUGCGAGUUGGUCGAGCAGAACAAGCCCAAGUGCACCAAGUACUGCCCGGAUGAGGCCGGCCAGGAGAUGACCUUCCAAACCGCCGACCAGGGCCCAAUCACCGUGCGCUGCGAGCAGGACGCCGAUUUCAAGUUCCGCAAGGAGACGAAGGCGAAGAUUCGCGUGCGCACGCUCAAGGUCAACGGCCUCGGGCUCGAGGAGCCACUCACCGUCCGGCAUUACCAUUGGAACCAUUGGCCGGAUCGUGGCGCCCCUCCGCCCGACCAUUCCCCGAUGGAACUGCUCGCCAAAGUCAGCCAAAGCUCCACCCCAAUCGUCGUCCACUGCUCGGCGGGCAUCGGCCGCACCGGCUCGAUCGUCAUGCUGCAGGCUAUCGUCGAGAAGAUCAGCGCCGGCGAGAAGUUCGAGGUCGAGGACCUGCUCAAAGAGUGCCGCGAGAGCCGCGCCUCCCUCGUCCAGACGCCAGCCCAGUACUACUACAUCCACGAAGUGCUCCUCAACUACUAUUAUGCGCGCCUCGGCAAGUAUGUGGCGAGCUUUGAGCCGUCGCUGGCCAAAUACACGGUCGAGUACUACAAGGCCCUCGACGAGACCACCAACAACAAA